UUGUUCCCUUGGUAUAAAAAAGACAGCCAAAAAUAAUGGCGGUUGUGCUUUUGAUUGAUUGAAGCUGAGAGAGAGAGGUAAAGCGAUACUGGCAAAAGCCAGCAAGCACUAGUGGUGCACUAGAACAAUCACCACCACCACCACCGCUUACCACACCCAGCAGCAAACCUUGUGUUUCCAUUACUGGAAAGUUUGGAAGCAAACCCAACUCUUGGAUUCUCCAUCUGUGCAUAUAUUCUUCCUCAACAGUCUCUGUUGCUGUCAUCUGUGAGCCUAUUUUGUGCAGAGUUGAUCAUCGCGUACCUUUCAGUUUCCUCUCAGAAUAAUGCACAGGCCAUUUGAUUGCAUCUUGCUUUUACUUGGGCUCCUUGCUGUUUGAGAUCUGGUCCUUUCCUGCUUUCAUGGUGGCACAAGCAACUUUGUGUUCUGAGGCUGAGAUCUGAGGAUUCUGUUAGCACUGUUGGGGUUUUAGGCUUCUGGGUUUUGCCGGGUUAUUGCUGUAAUUGCUCGGUUUCUGAGAUUGGACUAUCUGAGAGUGUACAAUCUGUGACUUUGAAGCUCUGUUAGUCACAAAUGGUGAUGUGGGUUUGUUGAAGAUUGUGGCAUGAAGUCUUUAGUUGCAGAUUGGACAUUUUGGGGGGUUUGAUUGAGGCUGGCUUAAGUGCGAAUGAGGCUGAAAUUGAUCGUUUUUAUCAGCAAAACCAGUUUCCAUUGAAGUUUCAGGACUUGGGGAAUUGAGGGUUCUUUUGUUUAACUUUGCAUGAAUGUGAAGCUUCAUGCUUUUGUGAUUUCCUGGCCUCCAGUGUUUUUGAAUCUCUGCGAAUAAUGAGGCUCUCUUCUGCUGGUUUUAGUCCUCAAUCCCAAGAAGGGGAGAAGAAAGUUUUGAAUUCUGAACUUUGGCAUGCUUGUGCCGGUCCACUUGUUUCUUUACCCGCUGUUGGGACCCGUGUAGUUUAUUUUCCUCAAGGUCACAGCGAACAGGUUGCGGCAUCAACCAACAAGGAAGUGGACGCUCAUAUUCCUAACCAUCCAAGCUUGCCACCGCAGCUUAUCUGUCAACUCCACAAUGUGACAAUGCAUGCAGAUGUUGAGACAGAUGAAGUGUAUGCACAAAUGACCUUGCAACCGCUAAAUCCGCAAGAGCAAAAGGACGGCUACCUUCCAGCAGGGUUGGGCAGCCCAAACAAACAGCCAACAAAUUAUUUUUGUAAAACCUUGACAGCCAGUGACACAAGUACCCAUGGUGGUUUCUCUGUUCCUCGCCGGGCAGCUGAAAAAGUGUUUCCUCCAUUGGAUUUCACCCAACAACCUCCAGCGCAAGAGUUAAUUGCAAGAGAUUUGCAUGAUAAUGAAUGGAAGUUUAGACACAUUUUUCGGGGCCAGCCCAAAAGGCACCUCCUUACAACGGGUUGGAGUGUUUUUGUAAGUGCUAAAAGACUUGUUGCUGGUGAUUCAGUCCUUUUCAUCUGGAAUGAAAAGAAUCAACUACUUCUUGGUAUCCGGAGAGCUAACCGACAACAAACUGUGAUGCCUUCAUCAGUUUUAUCAAGCGAUAGCAUGCACUUGGGACUUCUUGCUGCUGCAGCUCAUGCAGCUGCAACAAAUAGUCGUUUCACCAUAUUUUAUAAUCCAAGGGCUAGCCCAUCUGAGUUUGUCAUUCCCCUGGCCAAGUACAUUAAAGCGGUCUAUCAUACCUGCAUUUCUGUUGGCAUGCGUUUUCGGAUGUUGUUUGAAACAGAAGAAUCAAGUGUCCGCCGCUACAUGGGAACAAUAACUGGCAUAAGUGACCUAGAUCCAGCUCGGUGGCCUAAUUCACAUUGGCGUUCAGUCAAGGUCGGUUGGGAUGAAUCCACGGCAGGGGAGAGACAGCCAAGAGUCUCACUGUGGGAGGUUGAACCAUUAACAACAUUUCCCAUGUAUCCAUCUCCUUUCCAGCUUAGGCUUAAGCGACCAUGGACACCUGGACUACCCUCUUUCAAUGGUAUGAGGGACGACGACCUUGGCAUGAAUUCUCAACUCGUGUGGCUUCAAGGAAACAAUGGAGACCGUGGAAUGCAAUCGCUGAACUUUCCUGGCAUGGGGGUCACACCAUGGAUGCAGCCAAGGCUUGAUGCUUCUAUGAUUGGCUUGCAAUCAGACGUGUACCAAGCUAUGGCUGCUGCCGCACUUCAAGAGAUGAGGGCCGUAGAUCCUUCCAGACCGCUACCUACAUCCCUUCUGCAGUUUCAGCAGCCGCAAAGCCUUCCUAAUAGUAAUAGGUCUGCUGCCUUAAUGCAGCCCCAGAUGGUGCAAGAAUCUCAUUCUCAACAAGCCUUUCUCCAAGGUGUUCAAGAGAACCAUCGCCAGUCACAGCCUCGGGUGCAAACUCAGUCCCACCUUCUUCAGCAGCAAUUGCAGCAUCAGAAUUCUUUCAGUAAUCAGCAGCAGCAGCAAUUAGUUGAUCAUCAGCAUAUUCCAAGUGCCGUCUCUUCCUUGACUCAGUUUGCUUCCGCCUCUCAAUCCCAGUCGCCAUCUUUGCAAGUUGUCACAACGCUAUGCCAUCAACAGAGUUUUUCUGAUUCUAAUGGGAACCCUGCUACCAGCACUGUUAUAUCUCCCUUGCACAAUCUCAUGGGUUCAUUUCCACAGGAUGAAUCAUCCCACCUGCUUAACCUGCCUAGAACCAAUCAAUUAAUAUCUUCUGAUGGCUGGCCAUCAAAGCGAGCAGCGAUUGACCCUCUUCUUUCCUCUGGAGUUUCUCAAUGUGUUCUGCCCCGGGUGGAACAGUUUGGACCUCCCCACACUACUAUGUCUCAGAAUUCUAUUUCGUUGCCACCCUUUCCAGGGAGAGAGUGCUCAUUAGACCAAGAAGGUGGUACUGAUCCUCAAAGCCAUCUUUUAUUCGGUGUCAAUAUAGAGUCCUCACCUCUUAUAAUGCAAAGCGGGAUGUCAAAUCUUAGAGGAGUCGGCAGCGAUUGUGGUUCUACAACCAUGCAUUUUCCUUCUAAUUACAUGAGCACUGCAGGCUCUGAUUUUUCAAUUAAUCCAGCAGUCACACCUUCGAGUUGCAUUCAUGAAUCGGGUUUCCUGCAGUCUUCAGAAAAUGCAGACAAUGGAGACCCGCUAAACAGAAAUUUUGUUAAGGUUUAUAAGUCAGGGUCCUUUGGGAGGUCACUUGACAUUACCAAGUUCAGCAGCUACCAAGAGCUACGUAACGAGCUUGCUCAUAUGUUUGGCCUUGAAGGCGAGUUGGACGACCCUGUGAGAUCAGGCUGGCAGCUUGUAUUUGUUGACCGGGAGAAUGAUGUUCUUCUCCUCGGGGAUGACCCCUGGCCGGAGUUUGUAAAUAGCGUGUGGUGUAUCAAAAUACUCUCACCACAAGAAGUUCAGCAAAUGGGAAAACGAGGCCUUGAACUUCUAAAGUCAGUCCCAAAUCAGAGGCUCUCAAACAAUAGUUGCGACGACUAUGGAAGCCGGCAGGACUCAAGAAACUUGAGCAGCGGGAUAACGUCCGUGGGGUCACUCGAGUAUUGAACAACUUAACCGAUUAAGAUACCAUUCUCUCUUAUGUAAUAUUUGCAGCUCCUCCCAACUUCUCCAACCCUUUUAAGAGUUGGGAGGGCGGCUUAAUACUGUAGCUUUAAAGCUUAGUUUAUAUAUAAGCUAAUACUGUAAUUAAACGAUGCGUAUCUCUUUUCGUUAUUUUCUUGUAUUCAAAUACGUACAACGCAUAUGUAGUAUGAGACUUGAAUGUUUGUGAAAAUAGCCUGAAAAGGGUAUAUUGCCGUAA
Molecule: messenger RNA, 3769 nt
Organism: Malus domestica (apple)
Lineage: Eukaryota; Viridiplantae; Streptophyta; Magnoliopsida; Rosales; Rosaceae
Gene: ARF2
Product: auxin response factor 6-like
Biological process (GO): response to hormone; regulation of DNA-templated transcription
Cellular component (GO): nucleus
Molecular function (GO): protein binding; DNA binding
Source: RefSeq, a predicted model, not a curated record